AUGGCUUGGGUUCUGAGAUUUAUCAAUCGCUGCCGAAAAUAUGAUAAAUGUAAUGGUUCGAGAUGCCUGUGUGCUGAAGAGUUAAGGGUUGCUGAAACUAGUCUGUGUCGUCUGUCCCAAGAAGAAUGUUUCGCCUUUGAAAUUAACGUUUUAAAAUCUGAUGGUUCUUUAAAAAAGCACAACGAGUUAUUUUCCCUUUCGCCUUAUUUUGAUGAAAAUAAUUUACUUCGAGUGAGCUGUCGUAUUGAUGCUGCGAGUUGGUUGCCUUUAAAUGCCAGGCACCCCAUUAUUUUGUCGUCCUGUCACCGCUUUACACAACUAUUUGUUGCCCAUGUGCAUAAUAAAAUGAGACAUCAAAAUUUUGAGGCUACCAUAGGCGAAAUAAGGAAAAGGUUCUUGAUUCCACGACUACGAAAUCUGUUGAGUAAGACCACAUCAAAUUGCAACAUUUGUAAGAUUCGUCGUGCCGUUCCAGUAGCUCCUUUUAUGGGAUCGUUGCCAAGUGAUAGACUAACUCCAUAUGUCCGGCCAUUUACUUAUACUGGUGUUGACUAUUUUGGCCCAUUAAAUGUGACUGUUGGUAGACGCCAUGAAAAACGUUGGGUUGCCCUGUUUACGUGCCUUACAAUCAGAGCUGUACAUUUAGAAGUGGCCUAUGAUCUAUCUACUGAUUCGUGUAUUUUGGCUAUACGGAAUUUUAUAAAUCGUCGUGGCACCCCGUUGAAGAUUCGGAGUGAUAACGGAAAGAAUUUUGUUGGAGUUAACCAAGAAGCCCAGCGAUUUGAUGAAGUAUUUGAUCUGGUUAAAAUUGAAGAUGAGUUGUCCACAAGGGGCAUUGAAUGGCAGUUUAAUUGUCCACAUAAUCCUGCAGAAGGUGGAAUAUGGGAGCGAAUGGUUCAAUGUGUUAAAAAGGUUUUAAGAGUAACCCUAAAAGAAGUCGCCCCAAAAGAGCACACCUUGCAAAGUUUUUUAAUUGAAGCCGAAAACAUCGUGAACUCUCGCCCAUUGACUCACUUGCCUGUCAGUCCGGAAGACGAAGAACCAUUGACGCCUAAUCAUUUCUUGUUGGGUUCUGCAAAUACGGCUCAAACGCCAGAAGGUAUUGAAAUUACACAGCCAGUGGUACUGAAGAAGCAGUGGCGAAUUGCUCGACAGCUACGAGAUCAUUUUUGGAAAAGAUGGAUUGUGGAAUAUUUGCCCACAUUUACAAGACGGUCCAAAUGGUGCGAACAUACGAAGCCUGUGGCCCCGGGAGAUCUUGUACUAAUUUGUGAUCCAGCUGUUUCCCGCCGAGAUUGGAAGAGAGGUCGUGUCGUAAAUGUGUUUCCUGGCAGUGAUGGUGUAAUCCGAAGAGCUGAUGUCCAAACAAGUAGUGGAAUACUUAAACGCCCAGUUUCCAAACUAGCAGUCCUUGAUUUGGAGUAG
Molecule: messenger RNA, 1425 nt
Organism: Calliphora vicina (urban bluebottle blowfly)
Lineage: Eukaryota; Metazoa; Arthropoda; Insecta; Diptera; Calliphoridae
Exons: 1
Coding region: 1-1425 (474 amino acids)
Biological process (GO): DNA integration
Molecular function (GO): nucleic acid binding
Source: RefSeq, a predicted model, not a curated record